CUAGCUCUUUCAGCUACUCGGCUAGGCGCUGCGACGCUGGUGACUCCUGCCGCUCCGCUCCGCCGCAUCGGGGACUUCGAGCCUUUCCGCCACCCCGGGCCCGCGUACACUGGUUCUCAGCGUCGGUAAUUGAACGUCGGUAGUUUAUCAUGAUAGAAGUUGAUCGAAGGGCUCGUUGAUUUUAGGUCUUGCCGUCGAUUUUGUCCAACCGGUUUGGCGGGACUGGGUCGGGGCGAACAAUACGACGAGCUACAGGCUAAAGGCUAAAGGCAGCUAGCGCCGUUUCGUCAGGGAAGCUAACAGCUAGCUUAGCGAGCUACCGCGGCUGUCAUGGAAGACAAAUCCUUCACGAAGGAACUGGACCAAUGGAUCGAGCAGCUGAACGAGUGCAAGCAGCUGACGGAGAACCAGGUCCGGACGCUCUGCGAGAAGGCGAAGGAGAUUCUGACCAAGGAGUCCAACGUCCAGGAGGUGCGAUGCCCGGUGACGGUGUGCGGCGACGUCCACGGUCAGUUCCACGACCUGAUGGAGCUGUUUAAGAUCGGAGGCAAGUCUCCCGACACCAACUACCUGUUCAUGGGAGACUACGUCGACAGAGGCUACUACUCGGUGGAGACGGUCACGCUGCUCGUCACGCUAAAGGUUCGUUUCCAGGAGCGAAUCACCAUCCUGCGAGGGAACCACGAGUCGCGGCAGAUCACACAGGUCUACGGCUUCUACGACGAGUGUCUGCGGAAGUACGGCAACGCCAACGUGUGGAAGUACUUCACAGACCUGUUCGACUACCUGCCGCUCACCGCGCUGGUCGACGGACAGAUCUUCUGUCUCCAUGGUGGUUUGUCUCCCUCCAUAGACACUCUGGAUCACAUCCGAGCUCUGGACCGCCUGCAAGAAGUCCCACAUGAGGGCCCGAUGUGCGACCUGCUGUGGUCGGACCCCGACGACCGCGGCGGGUGGGGCAUCUCCCCCCGAGGUGCCGGGUACACCUUCGGACAGGACAUCUCCGAAACCUUCAACCACGCCAACGGCCUCACGCUGGUGUCCCGUGCCCAUCAGCUGGUCAUGGAGGGCUACAACUGGGGCCACGACAAGAACGUGGUGACCAUCUUCAGUGCUCCCAACUACUGCUACCGCUGUGGAAACCAGGCGGCCAUCAUGGAACUGGACGACACUCUGAAAUACUCUUUCCUCCAGUUCGACCCCGCCCCUCGCCGUGGCGAGCCCCACGUGACCAGACGCACUCCCGACUACUUCCUGUGAAUGUCCAAAGCCAUCCACCCGUCAAUCAUCUACGAAGCUCCAGCCCCUCCCCACCGCCCCCUAAUUUUGGAUGGGAAGAAGAUAUUAAUGAUGAUGAUGAUGAUGAUGCUGUACCAGGGAGAAUAGAAACAAACGAUUGGCUGAUGAAUCCAGAUUUUAACGUAAUGAGAAACGUAACGAGCGGCCCCCUCUACAGUCGUGUCUUCAGAAUGCAUAAAAAAAACAAUACGUGCAACGAUGAUGAUUUGUUUCUUCUUCUUCUUUUGUUGUUUCUUUACAUGUUUAAAAAACGAGAUAAUAAAACUACCGACAUGGACCAAA
This is a messenger RNA of Scophthalmus maximus (turbot), 1581 nucleotides long. Its product is annotated as serine/threonine-protein phosphatase 2A catalytic subunit beta isoform. Gene Ontology annotation, molecular function: protein serine/threonine phosphatase activity. Gene Ontology annotation, biological process: peptidyl-serine dephosphorylation; mitotic cell cycle. NCBI's taxonomy places the organism in Eukaryota, Metazoa, Chordata, Actinopteri, Pleuronectiformes, Scophthalmidae. The transcript has 8 exons. The record is from RefSeq and is a predicted model, not a curated record. Gene Ontology annotation, cellular component: cytosol. The coding region runs from base 331 to 1260 and encodes 309 amino acids.